Molecule: messenger RNA, 1720 nt
Organism: Mauremys reevesii (Reeves's turtle)
Lineage: Eukaryota; Metazoa; Chordata; Testudines; Geoemydidae
Product: NKG2-D type II integral membrane protein-like
Exons: 8
Coding region: 1-1149 (382 amino acids)
Source: RefSeq, a predicted model, not a curated record
AUGGAUGGCCGUCUUGGCCAGUGCCAGGAGGUGGCUGAAGAGGAGAUCUCGCAGCUUUGUGGGGCUAGAGAUGGGGUCUGCACAGAUGAGGAGGGUCUCCCUCUCGCUGCAGAAGGGACAGGUGUCGGGGGAGUUCGUGAACCACGCCCGGUACAUGCCCGGGCUCACGGCUCCAUGGAGGAGCUGCCAACUAAAAUCCCUGCCCACCGGGGAGAGAGGGACGCACCCCGAAUCGGCAGGGCGGAGGAGGAGGAGGGAGCGGUGAAGUCCCCGGCUGGGAUCAGGAAAGUGGAAACCUCAAGGCAGGGGAGGGAGGAAACAUCUCCUGAAGCCCAGCGGCAGGCGGGCCCGCCCCGCUCCCUCCAGGAGCGAUCGCGGGGAGCGGCACCGGCUGCAGGGCUGAGCCCGGGGAUCUCCCAGCCCCAGCGGCGAGAAGAGAGAGGACACGGAGAUCGUUCUGGGGGGAAACUGCAAAUGGAAGAGCAUCUUAACGGCAAUGAAAACGCAGAGGGAGGAGGAGAGAAUUCUCUUCAGCAACAACAGCAGCUGACGGAGCCUCUUAAUUGUAAUGGACACCCGGACAGAGGAGAUGAACCAGGUUAUUCAUGUAACCGCAAGUUCCAGACUCUCGUAGCUGGAGUCUUCAUAGUUUUGAUCAUUAUCAUCAUUGUUCUGGCUGUUUCAGUAGGAAAAUCGUCUAACCCACCUUCAGCUGGUCCAGAUCCUCCAGCCGCUGCCGGCUGCUGCCCGGACGGCUGGGUCGGGUACGGAGGGAAAUGCUACUACUUCUCCGAGACUGAAGGGGACUGGACCUACAGCCAGAGCAACUGCUCCUCCUUCGGCACCUCCCUGGCUGCGAUCGACACCUCUCAGGAAAUGGCUUUCAUUAAGCGCUAUAAAGACCUCUCUGAGCACUGGAUCGGCCUCCGGAGGGAACCGGGCCAGGUCUGGAAAUGGACCGACGGCACCGAAUUCAAUCACUGGUUCGAAGUCAGAGCACAGGGUGAGUGCGCGUAUCUGAACGAUGAAGCCGUCACCUCUUCUUGGUGCGACACGGUGCGAUACUGGAUCUGCAGCAAGCCUGCCGGACUUACGCUGAGAGAGGAGAAUGGUGCACAAGGGCAAGCGGAGAUGUCGGAGCUCAGCUGAAGUGCUACUGUAUGCACAGGGACACAUGCAACCCCCGCCCCGACUUUUCUACUCAACGUAUUUGAGGCAGCAGGGGAGUGGGGGUGCUAGUGACGUGCUGUAUCUUGUUUCUGUGCAAGUGAAGGUGGUCCAGAGCCUCUCAGCAUCUGCUUUUUCCUCAACUGUUCCGGAACCUGCAGGGCUGGCUGCGGAUCCCCAAGCGGCUAGCAGGAGGUGCUCAGUGGAGGAGCAAGUGGCGGGUGGGCGGGAGGGACCUCGGGGGAGGGAAAAGGUGGAGGGAGAGUGGAGCAGGGGUGAAGCCCCCACUGGGAGAAACAAGAGUCAGUGCCUGUGAUCCAGCUGCUGGCACCCUGCACUUUAAAUCCAUCAAUGUGACUAAAGAAAAGUUGCUGCUGUUUAUCCUUCAGAGGGUACAAUCACUAUAUUUGACCGUGCCACACCUGACCCCCACUAGGGUUAGGGCCCUACCAAAUUCACUCUCUGGCCACCCAGCUGUGAAGCCAGCAGCACUGAAGUAAGAGUGGCAAUACCUCGAACCCCCUAAAAUAACCUUGCAACCUUGCCCCUCUCU